AUGUACCGGUUGGAAAAUGUUGUAAGCGACCAGCAAAAAAUAAAUAAUUCUUCUACAAAAAAUAAUUAUCAUCCUGUUGAUGAAAUUAUUUACAAAUUCCCGUUAACCAGCCUUGAUGAAUUAAACAUAUUUGGAGAAAAAAUAAUGGACAACGAUUUUCGACAAAAAAUGAUAACAUUUUUAGUUCGACUAGAACGUACAACAGUGUCAGAUAUGACGCGUCAAAUUAUGUCAAAAGUGUUUCACAAUAAUUUGCUGAGCAAAUUCUCAUAUAGCGGACAAAAAAAAAAAAUGAUUUUCUCUACUCUAAAUUCUUGUGCCCUUAUAUUUGAAACCAUAAGAACUGUACAAAAUCAUAAAAAUUGUAUUGAUCAAGAGAUAUUGAAACCAAUGAAAUUUUAUAUGGCUAGUGUCAAGUUUCGAGAAGAAAAAAAACAAAACAAAAAUAACAAUUUAAUUUCUUAA
Messenger RNA from Macrosiphum euphorbiae (potato aphid), 465 nucleotides. NCBI's taxonomy places the organism in Eukaryota, Metazoa, Arthropoda, Insecta, Hemiptera, Aphididae. The record is from the annotation of a GenBank genome assembly.